Messenger RNA from Verruconis gallopava, 2679 nucleotides. RefSeq lists its product as uncharacterized. The record is from RefSeq and is a predicted model, not a curated record. The transcript has a single exon. Gene Ontology annotation, biological process: maturation of SSU-rRNA. The coding region runs from base 101 to 2605 and encodes 834 amino acids. Gene Ontology annotation, cellular component: nucleolus; Noc4p-Nop14p complex; small-subunit processome. Lineage: Eukaryota; Fungi; Ascomycota; Dothideomycetes; Venturiales; Sympoventuriaceae.
CAAAAGUCUACGCAAAAGCUAUCAUGUCGCCAUUGAUUCUCUGACGGUGUAUCGGGCCCUCUUAUUUUUUGAGACAUCAGCGCGGCCAGGAACAAACAUCAUGCCUGCGUCUCAGCUGAAGCAGUUGAAGGCAUCGCUGCGAGAGCAAGGCCUUGUUGGCCCGCAGAAGUCGAAAAAGCAGAAAAAGCAGGGCAUAAGCGCAGCACAGCGCAAGCAACGCGAAGCAGCGCUUAAUAGCAUCCGAGAUGCUUUUAAACCGUUUGAUGUUAAAGUGGCUAGUCGUCCGAACAAGCGUGAUGUCACCACGCCGCAGACCAUGAAGACGGCCGGCAAAGGUCCAGCACAAGUAUAUGGCCGGCCAGGAGUGACGAAGAGUCAGGGAGAAGAGCUGCGAAGGAAGUCGCUACUCCUAGAGCUCCAGAGGCGAAACAAAGUUGGUGGGAUCACGGAUCGGCGUAUUGGCGAGGAGGAUCCAAACAUGACCCCGGAGGAGAAGAUGCAGCAGAGAUUUGCAAGGGAGCAGGAAAGAAAGAGCAAGAAGCAUGCAUUGUUUGAUCUUGAAAUGGAAGAAGCGGAAGAAGAGGACUUGCUUACACAUGGUGGGCGCGCUCUAGGCUUUGAUGAGGACGACUUCGACGCUGGCAGUCUCGUUGAUGGGAGCGACGAUGAGGAUGAUAAUGCAGGUGGGCUUCUUAAGCGGAAAAGAGAGGCCGCAGAGGAGAUGCUGGCUGCCGUAGAGGCAGAGCCAGAAAGAAAGAAGAGCAAGAAAGAGGUUAUGAAAGAGAUUAUCGCGAAGUCAAAGCUACACAAGUACGAGAGGCAGCAAGCCAAAGAGGACGACGAGGAAGCAAGAGAGGCUCUAGACAAAGGUAUCGGUGAUCUAAGAGCCGCUCUGUUUGGAUUCCAGAGCUCACUUGAAAAACGAAAGGCUGCUCUUGCUGCUGCUACGGCGUCAACGGACGGAUCGAAUGGGCAGCAAGAAAAGCAUAUUGGAGGUGUCGAUCCUGGGCGUGCUGCUCUUAUGGAAGCAAAGCUUGAUCCAGACAAGGACUAUGAUAUUCAAAUCAAAAAACUCGCACAAGAUACGCGAGCACGAGUAACGGACCGUACGAAAACCGAAGAGGAGUUGACGGCCGCCGCUGCUGAAAAGCAGAAGGCAUUAGAAGAAAGCCGGCUACGUCGUAUGAAGGGUGAGGAGGACGAAGAAAGUGAUGAGGAGAUCGAUUCUCGUGAUGUCGGGCCGGAUGGCGAAGUCUACCAGGUCGGUGUCGACGAUGCCGAGGCCUUCGGCUUGAAGAGCCACGUCAUGGAACGACCGCCAGGUUUUGAGGACGAGGAUGAGUUCAUCAUUGACGAGGAUCUUGUCGCGAGCGGUUCAGAAAUUGACGAAGAAGCACUUGAUGCCGAGAGCAUCAGCGACAGCUCGGAAGACGAAAUGCUCAAGGACGGAGACGAGGAUGCGGAGACGCCGAAUGUGUCGUCGACGGGGGCAAAUCAGGUCGCCGUCUCCACGAGCCGGGUCACAAGCUGCCCCGAGACAUAUGACGAUAUCGUCGGACUGCUGGAGCGAGAAAAAGCUGAGAGCGCGAACACUCUGAUUCGAAAAGUGCGCUUGAAGUACGAUGCGGCCUUAAGUUCGUCAAACAGGGAAAAGUUGGAGGCGUUCGCAACGGCUCUGGUCGUUUAUCUUGGUCGUAGACCAAACGAGUCUUCACCUCCAGGCCUGGAAACAUUUGAGGCCAUCGCUCGACACUUGCAGUCUAUGUCGCGAACCUCACCAGAUGCGAUCGGCAAGGCCUUCCGAUUGCAUCUUGAACAGAUGCACCAGCAACAAACUAUGGAGGCUGGGGAUCUCAUGGUGCUGACAGCUAUCGGCACCAUCUACCCAACAUCAGAUCACUUCCACCAGGUAGUGACGCCAGCGAUGACGCUCAUCGCACGCUGGCUUGGUCUCACCAGGCCUAGCUCGGCGAAGGAAUUCGCCACGGGCGCGUACCUGACGACGCUGGCUCUAAAGUACCAGUCCUUCUCCAGACGCUACGUGCCCGAAGUUGUUCGCUUCAUAGCCUUCGCAUUGCAAGCCAACCCUCCAGACUCAGUCCGCAAGACGCUCUACAGCAACGUGCGCACGCUCGCCAACCUGUGGUCGAACCACAGCGCAUUCAUCGAAGUCGUCGAACCGCUCAUGGCACCCCUCCAAGCGGCGAAGCAGGCCAAGCUCAGCAACCACCUGCAGCUCCUGCUCAACCAGUCGCAGUCUAAACGCAGACCCCUCGCCCUGCACAACCACCGCCCGCUGCCCAUCAAGUCGCUCGUGCCCAAGUUCGAGGAGUCCUUCAAUCCGGACCGCCACUACGAUCCCGACCGCCAGCGCGCAGACACGGCGCGCCUUAAGAAGGAGUACAAGCGCGAGAAGAAGGGCGCUAUCAGAGAGCUUCGCAAGGAUGCCAACUUCCUCGCCAGAGAGCAGCUGCGCGAGAAGAAGGAGAAGGACCGUGCAUAUGAGGAGAAAUACCGCAGGCUUGUGGCGGAGAUUCAGGGCGAGGAGGGCAGGGAGGCCAAGGAGUACGAGCGGGAGAAGAGACGGAGGAAGCGUGGCUAUUAGAAUUCUCUCGCAUUUGCUUCUCUGCUUAUCUGCCUCAUUAUAGACUGUACAUCUUGAAGAAAAAAAAAAAAAAA